Molecule: messenger RNA, 5197 nt
Organism: Erinaceus europaeus (western European hedgehog)
Lineage: Eukaryota; Metazoa; Chordata; Mammalia; Eulipotyphla; Erinaceidae
Gene: C16H14orf39
Product: chromosome 16 C14orf39 homolog
Exons: 18
Coding region: 127-1857 (576 amino acids)
Biological process (GO): homologous chromosome pairing at meiosis; oogenesis; spermatogenesis
Cellular component (GO): central element
Source: RefSeq, a predicted model, not a curated record
CUCGCUCUCGCUCUCGCUCUGGGGCGCGUUCUUUCAGGCGGAGACGCGGCUCCUCCCUUCGGUGCGGUACUCUGAGGUCGCGUCCACGCUGAGUGGAGAGUGGAGGCGGGGACCCGGGUUUUCAAGAUGAAUGACAACCUUUUUGUCAGUUUGGACAGACUUCUGUUAGAAUUUGUUUUCCAGUAUGAGCAAGAUAAAAGUUCUAAAGAGGAUAUGAUUCAGCGGAUUAAUAAAUGCUUUGAAGAUAUUAAAGCAAACAAAACGGAGAUUUGUAAGAUACAUAAAACUAUAAAUACAACAGAUGAGGAAAUUAGUCAUUGCUGUAAACAUAGUAAGGAGAUCAAAGACAGCUGUAGUAACUGGAAACCAACCUGUGAUGUUUUUCAUAAACAUGAAGACUAUAUGAAGGACCAGUUUACUGUUUAUCAAGAAACUGUUGAAAAAGACAAAAAUAUGUACCAGGGUUAUGUGUGUCAGUAUAAAGAUGUUUUGAAACAAUACAAGCUAAAGUACUCAGAAGCACCAAUUUCACAUGAAUAUUAUGAGAAGAAAAGAGAACAUGAAGAAAUUGAAAACAGAGUGUUGGCAUGUACUGAACAAUUAAAAACGAAUGAAGCUAUUUUUAUGGAGUUUUUAGUUCCUGCACCUUUUUCAUCACUUACUGAAUGGACAUUACAUGUCGUUAAUUUGAGAGGUAAAACACAAGAUAUCCUUAAACAAGCCAACAAUUUUUCCAAAAACUCCUCGGAUUUGAAGAAAGAAGCAGAUGAAGUGGAAAUAGAAAUUAAAUAUUUAAAUCAGCACAUUGCAAGACUUAAUGAAACCAAGAAUCUUUCAGAAACCCUUGAAGAAAAAGAUAAAAAUCUAGAAAAGAAAAAAGAAUUGAAAGAAAGAACUUCUGAAAAAGAUGAGCAUACACUUACAUUGAAUAAAGCCUCUCAAAACAGUCAACUACUUCUUUCUUAUGAAUAUAAAAAAUUAGUCAGACCAGUGAAAAUGCAUUCUUCAGAAUCAAGAGAUACAGAUAAAAAAGAAAAAAAUUUUUUGAAGCAGUUAAAGCUUGACAGUAUUGAUUUCAGACAAAAAGAAAAAGACACACAGGUGGUAAAUGACACUACUAGGAGUAGCCAUUCAAAACUUUCUCAAAAUUUUAUGCAAUUCAGAUUGCUUACUUCACAAAAACAGUCAAAUUGCAGUCAGUGGUUUGAAAAAGGAGAUACAGAUGCUGAAUGUGGAGAUAAAGGAACAGCAAGACAAUUAAGAGAAUUAGAGUGUACUUCACAAACUAUAUGUACAGAAACUGUGGGAAAACCGAUAGAAGAUAAUACUGAUGAAGUGGAAGGAAGGCCUGAGAAUAUCCCACAAACUCCUGAACUUCCUAUCUUUUUAAGAACUUCUGAAGUUGUGAAAACACCUGUACCUUUGGAGAAAUUACUUUUCCCUAAACCCCCCUCAGCUGAAAUAAACAGAAAUACAAUACCUCAAGUUCAAACACAAAAGGAAUCUCCUGGAUUUUCUUUUCUCUCAAGUUAUACUUCUAAAUCACCUGGAUUGAAUUUAUUUGAUUCUUCAAUAUUUGAUUCAGAAAUCUCAUCAGAUCAGUUCAGUGCAAAUUAUUCUGCAGAAACUGUAAAUCCUCUCUCAUCACAACCAGAAGUUGGAAACUUAUUUGGGAAACCAGAAGGAGAAGAUGCCUUUACAUUUUCUUUCCCAUCAGACUCUUCAGCCCAUGCAUUUGAAGCUGGAAAAGAUGAUUUCAGUUUUCCAUUUUCAUUUGAUCAGAAUCAAAACACAGCAUCAUCUGGAAAAGAUUUUACAUCUUCUUCACAAACUGAAACACAAUUUACUUUUUUUUGAAUUAACUAUUAAUUUCCUUGGAUUAUUGUAUUGUUUUGUAAUCAUCCUGAGCAUAUAUUAAUAUUAUUAAACUAUUAUGACUGCUCUUUUGUUGAUUAAAGCUGUGAGUUAUCUUAAUUACAUUUAAAAUUAUAUUUACUUAAAUGUCACCCUGAUGUGUUCUUGGGGUAUUAGAAGCAUUACUUAUUUUGAUUUUGCAAGCCAUAUUUAGGCAGAACUUGUGUUAAUCUUAAUAGAAUUUGAGACUUCUCACAUUAAUAAUUAUAGCUAUUAGGCUUGCUUCUCCCUAGAAUGAUACUAAUAUUCUGGUAGUAUAUUAGGUGCUCUUGUAAGAACAAGAACUUGAUCAAGUCAUCAGGCAAUCUGUUAGUAAUAACUGCAGAACUGGCACUUUAUAGUUUGUACUUUAUUUUUGCCAGAGCAUUACUCCACUCUGGCUGUUGAUGGUGCCAAGAUUGGACUGUGGAUCUCUCCUAGGCAAGUUCCAUAUGUACUGUCUCCCACCUUUGUACUUUAAUUAUAAAAAGAUGUAACUUUACAAUUACUAUAUUUUACUUAUGCUUUGUUGUUGUAGUAUAUAGAGUGUAAUUAACAAUGAUAUCAAAGAAUAUGUUAUUGGUAGUGACUAAAACGUGUUACUUUUUUCUAAUAAUGCUAAAAUCAAAUUUUAAAAUGCUAAGCCUCUUUUAUUUAACAUGCUAAAUUUGUUUAAAUUUGUACUAAAUUCAACUUUUAUCAGUAAUUAUAAUACCUUUAAUAGAAGUAAAUGUGAAAUUUUAGAGUGAUUCUGGAAACAGGUGUAUUAAUAGUAAUACAGUUAACAUCUUAUUUAGCUUAAACUAUUCUGGAAACAGGUGUAUUAAUGGUGAUACUGUUAACAUCUUGUUUAGCUUGAAUUGUUCUAGAGAACAUUUAAAAUUUUAUUUCCUGUCUUCAACAACUAAAAACAAUUAUCUUUAUAUUUUAUGUGCACUAUUUGCUUGUCAACCAGUUAUAUAUAGCUUAGAUGAAGAUAUUUAAAAUUUAAUAUUAUAUGAGCAUAUCACUAUAUCUUUGUAUUUUGUGCUUUUAAAUUGAUUAUAUUUAAUUAUCAAAUUAUAAAUCAUCUAACUCCAUAUUUUACUAUGUGACUGGUGACAGAUUUUAAGCUUUACCAGUUCAGCGUUUCUGUCCCACAUCUGCUCAAGCUGAUGCUAGUAGCUGGGUGUGUGCUCCUUUAGCACCAGUAGGAGGUUCAAACCAUGGAUAGAAUUUUGUCUUCAUGUGGGCCAGUUAUGGUGUAUUAUUGCACCAUGGCAAAAGACUCUGGAGAAGGAGGGGAAGGAACAAGAUGAAGACUGGAUGUCUCCUAAACACCACUCAAGGAGAGAUGAGAGGUUGUGCCUAUGUGUUAAAGACUAUACUGUAAACUGUUAAUCCCCAGUUAAAAAAAAAAAAUCAACAGCAGACUAAAAGACAAAUAUUUUAGUUUCUGUGCUUGUUUUUAUGCUGAUUUUAUUGAUCUUGUAAACUUGAAGACAUGGGAUAAAUAUAUGAUAAUAGAGAAAUUUUUUAUUUGCUCAGACAAAUAUAUUCACUUAUCACUACUAACAUAGCAGAGGACAUCCUUGUCAGAGCAACUAUCCAUCAGGGAAGUAAAAGAGUUAAAAAGCACCUAUGAGGGGCUGGGCAGUGGUAAGCCUGGUAGAGUGCACCCAUUGCCAUGUGCAAGUACCUGGCUUCAAGUCCCCAGUCCCACUUGCAAGGGAAGUUUCAUCAGUGGUAAAGCUGUGCUGCAGGUGUCUGUAUCUCUCUGUCCUUUCUCUAUCACUAUUCCCUCUUCAUUUUCCUGUGUCACUAUUAAAAAAAAAAAAAAGAUAAGGGAGUUGGGCUGUAGUGCACUGGGUUAAGCGCAGGUGGCGCAAAGCACAAGGACUGGCAUAAGGAUCCCGGUUUGAACCCCGGCUCCCCACCUGCAGGGGAGUCACUUCACAGGCGGUGAAGCAGGUCUGCAGGUGUCUUUCUCUCCUCCUCUCUGUCUUCCCCACCUCUCUCCAUUUCUCCCUGUCCUAUCCAACAAUGACAACAACAAUAAUAACUACAACAAUAAAACAACAAGGGCAACAAAAGGGAAUAAAUAAAUAAAAUAAAUAUUUUUUUAAAAAAUUUAAAAAAAGAUAAAUAAAUAGCCAUCAUGCAGGCACAGAACUUCGGUGUCAGUAAAAAAAAAAAAAAAAAAGUAUGUUAAAAAUGAAAAAUUAUUAAUUGAAGAUGACAUGAUUUUCACAUAGAAAAACCUAUGGAUUCCACUAUAAAACUAUUAAAAACAAAGUUUCAGCCCACGAAAUCAAUAUAUAAAAGUUAAUUGUGUUUCUGUACUAAGUGAACUGCCAGAUAAAUUAACCCAGUUUACAACUGUAUCAGAAAGAAUAAAAUACCUGGGAUUAUGUUUAACUGAAGAAGUGAAAGAGCUGCACACUGAAAACAAACUGUUAAAGAGGGCACAGUGGGUUAAGUGCACGUGGUGCAAAGCACAAAGACCGGCAUAAGGAUCCCAGUUCGAGCCCCCCGCUCCCCACCUGCAGGGGAGUCGCUUCACAGGUGGUGAAGCAGGUCUGCAGGUGUCUAUCUUUCUCUCCCCCUCUCUGCUUUUCCCUCCUCUCUCGAUUUCUCUCUGUCCUAUCCAACAACAAACAACCUCAUCAGCAACAAUAAUAACCGCAACAAGGCUACAACAGCAAGGGUAACAAAGGAGGGAAAAAGAAAAAGGCCUCCAGGAGCAGUGGAUUCAUGGUGCAGGCACUGAGCCCCAGCAAUAACCCUGGAGGCAAAAAAAAAAAAGUGAAGGACAUGAAUGGAUAGAUAGUUGUGCUCAUUGAUUGAAAGCAUUAACACUGUUGAACAUUUCAUCAUUUGACCAAAAGCAAAUGAUUUCAUGUAAUUUGUCAAAGUUCCAGUGGCAUUUACAGAAAUGGAACAAUAACAAAAAAUCACUAAAUUGGGAGUGGGGUGGUAGCGCAGCAGGUUAAGUGCAGGUGAGGCACAAAGCACAAGGACCCGGGAUCCCCAUCUGCAGGGGAGUCGCUUCACAAGCAGUGAAACAGGUGAGCAGAUGUCUUUCUUUCCCCCUCUGUCUUCCCCUCCUCUCUCCAUUUCUCUGUCUUAUGCAACAACGAUGACAACAAUAAUAACUACAAUAAUAAAACAACAAGGGCAUCAAAAGGGAAUAAAUAAAUAAAAGCAUUAAAGCUUGUAUGAAAAUACAAAAACCUGAUCCGGGAGGUGGCGCAGGGCCUAAGGCACUAGACUCUCAAGCAUGAGGUCCUGAGUUCAGUCCCCAGCAGCACAUGUGCCAGAGUGA